CUAAAACGAACUGUCAAACGAAACUUAUCAUUAUUGCUUUUUGGCAGUCCUUCGAGUUUUCUAGUGUAUUGGUGUUUAUUUAAUUUAUAAAUAUAUCAAAAGGAAACAAAUAAUUGAAUAUCCAUAGCAUGUUUAGCUAUGCUAGGUCAUUAUAUAUUUAAAAGUAUUAAAAAUGUGGGUAAAACCUCAAGAAAUAUUUUUGAAGACCCCUUUGUGGGAUAAUGAUGAAACUACACUGUAUUUCGUUCUGCAAAGAAGAAAAGGACAUGGAAAAUCGAAAGGACUUUCGUCGCUUCUAGUGGGUACAUUAGAUAGUGUACGCGAUACGAAGCCAGCUCCUUUCAGAAUAUUACAUCAAACGCCUAAUUCUGAAAUCUACUAUGUCAUCGCAACAGCAUUAACCGAGCAAGAGAUAAGACAAGAUUGGCAGUGGCUAUUUGAUAAUGUAAGCGCAACUUUGCAUUCAUUCGAUUCUGAAGAAGAAAUAACAAAAUUUGUCUGUUGCAAAAUCAACUCUAUUAUUGCUACGGAGCAAGAAAAUUUUACUGAAGAUGAAGAUACCAUCACAUAUAAAAAUGUUGUCUAUGAAUUUCAUCAACGAUUCGCAAUGCCAAAGGAUGAAAAAUUGGUCUGUUAUUAUUCUUGCAGUUAUUGGAAGGGUAAAAUGCCUCGUCAAGGUUGGAUGUAUCUUUCCGUUCACUACAUGUGCUUCUAUUCGUACAUAUUUGGUCGCAAGACUGCACUGAAGAUACGUUGGGCGGAUGUCACUGAGCUCGCUAAAACAAACAGCUUACUAUUCCCCGAUUCAAUUAAAAUGGUAACGAGGGAUGGUGAACAUUAUUUUACUAUGUUUUUAAAGAAGAACGAAACAUUUGCACUUAUGCAGCAAUUGGCAAAUAUUGCAAUGAAACAGUUAAUUGAUGAUAAGUCUGGUUCGUUUAACAUUGACAAAGAUUUGCUAACUAAGUUGAGUAAAAAUGUACCCAAAAAGCCGUCUUUUCUUAAACGCGAUUUAGACGCAAGGAAACAGUCGAAUUUAUACACGUUACGUUUUCGUUUGCCUCACACGGAAAAGUUGGAUGGAACUGAGGAAUGUACGCUGUGGACGCCGUAUAAUAAACGACAUAACUGGGGAAGAUUGUAUUUGUCACAGAAUUUCAUUUGUUUCGACAGCCGAGUACGUCAUCUUGUCCGCGUAACUAUACCACUCCGUAACGUCCACCAAGUGGAACGUGCAGAUUCAGGCGGCACGGGGAGUUCGGGAGAUUCAGGCAACAUCCUCAUCACAACCGCCCAUCACACCAGCUUCCUCUUCGGGAACAUAUCCGACAGGGACUUCCUCGUUCACAAGAUGUCGGAGCUGCUCGCUAAAUUGCCAAAUGAUGUGUACAGGGAGAAGCAGAACGCGCGCGAAGAAGAAAACUGGACGCCUCAACCUCCUCUCAUGAUACUGUUCCGCACUCACCAGACCUCGACGAUCAAGCAGAUACAGCAGAAGAAGGAAAAGCAGUGGGAGGAUCAUAUGGCUGAAGUCGGCCGCGGCGUCAGCAUGUAUCGGACCACCGAAGGAAGCGAGCUGGUCGUUAACGGUAUCCCGGAAUCUCUUCGUGGCGAACUGUGGAGUGUGUUCUCAGGGUCUAUCUUACAAAAAGCUCAGAACAAAGGUCUUUACGAAAGAUUGGUGAACGAGGCCUUGUCAUCGAAAAAUCAAGCGAAUGACGAAAUAGAGAGGGACUUGCAUCGCUCCCUGCCCGAGCAUCCCGCUUUCCAGAACGAUGUUGGUAUAUCAGCAUUGCGCCGCGUGCUCUGCGCAUACGCGCUGAAGAAUCCCACCAUCGGGUACUGCCAGGCGAUGAACAUCGUGGCCUCCGUGCUGCUCAUCUACUGUCCAGAGGAGCAGGCCUUCUGGCUGCUGGCCACCAUCUGCGAGACCUUGCUGCCGGACUACUACAAUACUAGGGUCGUAGGGGCGCUGGUCGAUCAAGGCGUUUUAGAAGAACUUACAAAGGCUCACCUCCCUGAACUUCACGCUAAAUUAGACGAACUGGGGGUGAUGAAAAUGAUAUCCCUGUCGUGGUUCCUGACUCUCUUCAUCAGCGUGAUGCCUUACGAGUGUGCGGUCAAUGUGAUGGACUGUUUCUUUUAUGACGGCGCUAAAGUCAUAUUCCAGGUGACCCUCACGAUUCUGGAUAUAAACCGAGAGAAACUACUGAAGUGUACAGAGGACGGGCAAGCGAUGCAGAUCUUAAGUGACUAUCUUGAAGGCAUUUACAACGAGGAGGCAAUGGCCUUGUCCACCGAACCUCGAACUGCACAGAAGACUAUAAAAAUUCAAGAACUCGUGUACCAGUCGUACCGCUCAUACGGCGCCAGCGUCAGCGGAGAGACCAUCGAGCACCUGCGACUAAGACACCGCCUGCGGGUCGUGCGGCAGCUGGAGGACAGCCUGGAGCGGAACACCCUACGAGCUCUACAGCAAGAUCGCUUAUUGGAGCCCGACGAGCUUCAGGAACUCCUAAGCGUAAUCCGCGAAGAGCUGUUUUGGGCCAAGCGCGUCCCGUGCGAGCGGCUCGAGGCUCCGUACGAGGCCUACAGGCUCGACUACGGCCAGUUCAAGACGCUGUUCACGGCCCUGUCGCCCUGGGCCAAGGGAGACUACGCAGAGGCUAUAACCGCUAGGAUGUUCAAGCUGAUGGACCACGACGAGGACGGGCUGGUGAGCGCGCGCGGGCUGAGCGUGGCGCUCGGCGUGAGCGCGCGCGCCGACGCGCAGCGCCGCCUGCGCACGCUGUACUGCGCGCACGCGCCGCCGCUGCUGUCGGCGCUCGACCUGCGCGCCGCGCGCUACACCGACACGGGCGAGGAGCUGGCCGCCGACGCCUUGUCCUUCUUCGACAGUGUAGAGAAUCCAUCCACACCGGAGCCGGCGUUGCAGCGGUCCAUAAGCGAAGUGUGCGGCGAGGGGAACCCGAUGGAUAAAUCUAUCGACAGUGCUUACGGUCAAAGCGAAAGCGCGUCGAGCGCGGAGUGGGUGCGCGCGUGCGCGCUGGCGGGGCUGCCGUCGCCGGGCGCGGGCACGCCCAGCACGCCGCCGCCCGCGCGCUCGCCGCCGCCGCUGCCGCGCGCGCACUUCCUGCGCCUGCUGGCCGCGCUGCACGACCUCACGCAUCACUCCACGCCCCUGUACGAGGCCGUCGCCAGGGCCGGUACAUUACUCCUACAACUGGGAGAACUUAACGGCCAUCGACCUGCCUUGGACCGAGAAGUGUCCCAAGACAGCCUUUUCCUGGCCGCCGCUGCGCAACCUACCAUUGAGGUUGAUCCCAAUGGUAAUAAUCCUGAGAUCACCGAAGACAGGAGACCCAUCCAGCCAUCACCUUCAAAGGAAAGUGAUCCUUCCGAUGAAGACACAUGGUCCAUAACACUAGAACAAUUUCUAGCUACAAUGUUAGCUGAGGCAUCACUAGAGGAGUUCUUCAAUAAGCAAGUACCUCUAAUGCCCUUUUUGGAAGCACUUAGGCAACGAGAUAGGUUGCAUUCAGUCUCAUAGUUCAUAGCUACGCUUGAUUGAUACGAAAUUUAAAGGUAAGAGCUAAGCUUUUGUAAUUGUAUAGUAUAUAUAAAAAUCCUGUAAUAAAAAGUUGUCCUAAAUUAGAACAUUCAAAUAGAUGGCUAAUCAGUGUUUUUAAAUCAAAAAUCAAGAAACAUGUUGAAAGUAUACAAAAUCCUCGUGUCUCCAAUACCCCAGGACAUACUAUUUAUAACAUAAACUUAUAAUCUAAAAAAAUAGAGCUUAGACAAAAAAUUAUUUUUUUCUAUACAUAUGACAUAAAAAAAAAACUCAGAAUGAAUUUAAAAAGUUAUUUGCACAACCCUUGAGCUUUCAAUUAUUAAAUUAAAAAUAUUAUCAAGUCUUUAAUUGUUUUGUUUAUAGUUUUCAAUAAAUUUUCUAUUCUUAUUUGAUUUUUUAGCUUUGCCGAAAAUUAUGUCAUUGUUAUAAACUACAGCAUGUUACUUUAAAAAAUUAAAGUUAAAAAUUGUAAUAAAAUAAUUUGUUAAAAUACAUGUAUAAUUAUGUUGUGUAUAAUUAUUUAUAAGUUAAUUUGCAUUAAGUUUAGUAUAUAAAGCACUUUAGAAAUAAUUAGUAUAAACUUCCAAAUAAAACAUUCCAAAAUAUCAAUUAUUAUUAUUAUUAUUAAUAAUAAAUUCAUAUAAUUUGUUUUAUUUUUUAUGAGAGAAGACUAACAAAAAUUUAGAAAUCCACAUUACCUAUAUAAAGUUAAGCAUAGCCAUAUUAAUAUAAGUUAAUUUAAGUAAAAAAAAAAUAAAAACAUUAACCAAAUGAAUUAUUUCUUAGUUCUAAUUUGCAAUAAUUACAUAAAUAUUGUGUAAAAUAAUAAUAACACUAAGACGAAAUCGAAAACAUUACGCAAAUGAGUACAAACAACUUUUGAAAAUGUUAACAAUAGGAAAGAAUCGUACUUUCAUAGGAAUUUACGCAUUACUAAUAAUGCUUCAUGUACGUAAUAAAUGGUGCUUCUCAAUAAAUUAGGCUUUUCUCAAAACUAAAUCAUAUAAAAAAUAGUAAAAUAAAAUUGCUAUAGCAUACUAUAGUCACAGUAUAAUGUAUGCUUUAUAUAUUUUUAUAGGCUUGGAGUUUUAUAAAACCAUAUAAUUUAGAUAUACUUGUUAGACAAUGCUACUAUAUACUUGAUUAUUGGACGAAAUUUAAUGGCUUCCACAUUAUAACAAUCGAAACGAAUCAAAUAAAGAAUAAAUAUAAUCUUAUAAUUAGUGGAAAAUUGUUACUUAAAUAUAAUCUUUCACGAGACAAUACGCGUCGCUUUUAGCUUUAUAAAAUCCAUCGCAUUAUGCUUUGCCAAUCAAUAAAUAAAAUACGGGUCCAUUAAAUAUAAACGCGAUAUAAAAGUGGAUUCGCAAUUCUAAUUUUUUAGAAAUAUAAACCGAAUGUGUUAAGUUAUUUUUUUAUUGUUCAUAGCGCGUGCGAUGGACGCUCUAUAAAUAAUAAAUAUUCUAAUAUUUCACUCGGUAUCUCCACGUAAAAGAAUUAAAACUAUUAGAUAUGUUUCAUUUCCGCCGCGAAAUGUGAAACAAGUCGCACCCAAAGAAGUAUAAUUUAAAAACAUCCUAAAACUACUAAGAAAGUACCUAAUAGUUAUAUGUUUAUGCAAAAAAUGUUUUAUAUUCAAUCGAUACAAAACAAUAUGAUUGUUUGAAGUCAAUUUUGUAUUGUUUUAUCUGUAAUUUAUAGGUUAUAAGUUUUUGUGCAUAUUAUUACAACUUAAAUUAUAAUAUGUUAACUGCAAAGAAAAAAAAAUAUAUAGUUAAAGUAAACGCCUUACUAAUAAAAACUGUAAGUACAUCUCUCUGUGUUUAAAUGAUGCCAGUAAGAGAGACAAUCACUGCUAUUUACAAUAUUUAUUAGUAAUGUAAUAAAAUCAUUGGAAAAACCAUAAAAAAAUAAUAUUUUUUUUUUUUUAUUAAGUAUCGACUACAUGAUAUGAGUAAUUUAAAUCAAUGUCACACAUACCAUCAAAACAAUUAAUAAAGUCUUGUUACUGUAUCAAGAUAAGGCAAAUUAAUCGAAAUCAAAGCAAUUAUUUUGAUGUAAAUAUAUCUUUUCUUUAUUUCCCUAUGUAUUAUAAUCCAACUGCACAACUGUUAUUAUUUUUCUGUAAUUGUACACAUAAUAUGUACCUUCUUUAAUAAAACACAUUUUAUUCAAAA
This is a messenger RNA of Vanessa tameamea, 5748 nucleotides long. RefSeq names its product TBC1 domain family member 9 (gene Tbc1d8-9). The coding region runs from base 173 to 3550 and encodes 1125 amino acids. Lineage: Eukaryota; Metazoa; Arthropoda; Insecta; Lepidoptera; Nymphalidae. The transcript is spliced from 19 exons. The record is from RefSeq and is a predicted model, not a curated record.